AUGCUCGCCACACAGCACGACGCCGCUGCCCCGUCUGGUUCGACGCGUCGCGAGACGGCCGUCUCCAGCAACGCCUGUAUGUCUGGCUUGUGUCCAUUCCACGCCCACGCAGGUCACCCGAGCCAAACGCUCUUGGAUGACGUACCGCUCGUCAUUCGCUCGCUGACGCUGGCGUCGGCGCAGCUACUGCGCGACAUCGUGGUGGCGACGCGAUCCGCGAUUGUUCCAUGCAUUUUACGCACGCUCGACAAGCAGCUCCAACCGUUCGUCUUCGAAGACGACGAUGGCGCGACGGCCCAUGGGCAGCAGCUCGCCGACGACUGGAUCAUCCGGAAAGAAAAAGGUCAGCCGUGGACCGACAGCGGUCGCUGGGGCAAGCGCCACGUGGGCCACGCCAAAGCACGGCAGAGCGACAAGCGCGAGGUGUCCAUGGCGUCGCUGCCAGCAGCGCCCGAGGUCGACCUGGACCUCAUCUCGCUCCUCAACUCGGACUGGAGCGACGCUGCGCGCACGGCCUACGUGGCGCCGCAGCAGCGCUCGGCCGACAGCUUUCUUCAGUCGCUUUACGAAGAAGAUGCAGCGACCCCGUCGUUCGCCAAGCUGCACACAUCCACGCAGCAGCGUCGAUCAGCGACGAGCGACGACCUUGAGGCGCUUGUGUUGGAGCAGCGACGCCGCAUCAAGGCUCUCAAACGAGAACUCAAGGCCAAGCUUCGCGCAGAGCUCGACGCGCUCAAGGUGCGAUAUGAGCGCGUGCGGGACAGCAACACGGAGCUGCGCCGGCGGGCAAAAGAGCUCGACGCGCUCUGUCAGCGGCAAGCAGCUGCCAACGCAAUCCAAGCGCAGACGAUUCAACGCUUGUCCGUCAAGAGCGUCGCAGCAUCCACGGCCAAAGUCAAACCCGCUCGCCCGGCAAAUGACAUCACUGCCUCGGAUCGACAUUUGCUCGACGAGUUGCAAGCGCUGCAGACAGCUAGCCAUGCCGAGAUUGCACGGUCGGCGAGCAUGGAGUCCAUGGCACUGUCUCCGCCACCGACCCCGCACCCUGCGUCGCCCGAGGCCUUGGUCCGCCCGGCGGCGCCGCCCGUUGCGCCGCUGCGCCAAGCUCCGGGCGCUCUAUCUCAAACAGAAGACGCAAUCCGAAUGAUCGCCAAGAGCCUCCGCGACGCAGCGACGCACACGAGUGCGGUGCGGCAGCUCGUGCUCCGCAAGUCGGAGGACCUUCUGUGCAUGAACCUCAUGUGCGAGCGCGUCGGGGAGGCCUGCGUCUGCAAGCUCAGCGUCGUGCUCGAGCGCCUGCCGCAGCUGGAGCACUUGGACGUGAGCCGCAACAACUUGAUGUCGCUUCCGCCAGCAAUCUUUUCGCUACGCCACCUCACAUCGCUCAACGUGAGCGGCAACAAGCUCUCGUCGCUGCCGGACGGUCUCUUGAGCAACCUCGCGUCGUUGCAGGAGCUGCAUGUCGAGGACAACCCGGCCUUGGCCACCUUGCCGUCCGACGCGGUGCUCCCGGCGCUCACCCGCGUCUACGCUCGGGGCACAUCGCCAGCGUUUACGCUGCCGCCGUCGCUGGCGCACGCCGCGUUGCAGCGAGACACCGACGCUGCGUGAAUACAUAAUAGUCAAACACGACUC
Saprolegnia parasitica CBS 223.65 is the source of this 1635-nucleotide messenger RNA. RefSeq lists its product as hypothetical. The transcript has 8 exons. Gene Ontology annotation, molecular function: protein binding. NCBI's taxonomy places the organism in Eukaryota, Oomycota, Saprolegniomycetes, Saprolegniales, Saprolegniaceae. The record is from RefSeq and is a predicted model, not a curated record. Bases 1 to 1611 code for a protein of 536 amino acids.